Molecule: messenger RNA, 182 nt
Organism: Diversispora eburnea
Lineage: Eukaryota; Fungi; Glomeromycota; Glomeromycetes; Diversisporales; Diversisporaceae
Source: the annotation of a GenBank genome assembly
AUAUAACAACUGACGAUCUUAAUACAUCAAGUGGUACUCGUCUAUCAACUAAUGCUAAACAAAUGAGCGGUGGAAAAUAUAAUGAAGAAGAAACAGACGAUUUUGAUUCUAUCAAUGUCAUUCCCCUGCAAGAAUAUUCUACUGCUUCAUCAUCAAUUAACAAAUUCAAUAAUAGUAAAUAA